AUGAAUGGCUUUUUACAAUCAAGUUCAAAGCGAUGGUGGCCCACACCUUCAAUCCCAGCACUGGGGAGUCUGAGGCCAGCCUUGUCUACAGGUUCCAGGGCAGCCAGGGCUACACGGAGAAACCUUGUCUUGGAAAAAAAAAGUCAGAAGAAACUGAGAGCAUUCUGGGUAGAAGGAAAAGAACAGCUGCUACGAACUACCAAUUUGUACAGUUCUGAGGACAGAAAGAAUAACUUGUGCUUCUCAACAUCCCACAUGGAGAGAAGCAAGUUUAUGAACUGCCUGGAAGGUGGAAACCACACAGAGAACAAGCCGGACUGUCUGUGGCUCCUGAAGACACCACCGAGCCUGGAACUGCUUCCUAGGGGAGAUUCUGAAGUAACGACAGUGGAUCUAUAUGUUUUGUGUAUUGCUGUAAACAUCAAGCCCCUUCCAGUCACACCACGUACCUAGGGAACAACGGGUAGAGAGGACAUAAAUCACCCUUUACUUUUGACAGAAAGUCCCUCUGCAAAUGCUGAUCCGUGCUGCUCAGUAUUGAAUCCCAGGUCCCCGAUUGGCAAGUUCUCUGGCAUAAUCUCAAGAACAGCUGGGCUGAGAUUGCACUGCCAAUCAUUGGAUGCCCGUGUUCACCGCACAGCAGCAUUUAAUCAGGAGGCAUGCCACAAACUACGAGCUGGAAGGGGAGAGGCAAGGGAGGGUGGGGGGACGGACUCAGCUUUCACUCUUGCUACAUCACACCGAAGAGACUUGUACAGAUGACAUCCUUCCGUCCUUCCAGACAGGCAGCAAGACGCUAACCAUGGCCAAGAUGGAGCUCCAGAAGGGUUCCCCUGUCCAGCGGACCUUCGUUUCUGCCAUCCUCAGCAUGCUAUCACUCAGCCUCUCCGCAGCAUCCCUGCUCAGCAACGAGUGGUUUGUGGGCACACAGAAGGUGCCCAAGCCCCUGUGCGGGCAAGGUCUGGCAGCCAAAUGCUUUGCCAUGCCGAUGUCCUUGGAUGGGGGCGUCCCCAACACAUCAGCCCAGGAGGUGGUACAAUACACCUGGGAGACUGGGGAUGACCGGUUCUCCUUCCUUAUCUUCCGCAGUGGCAUGUGGCUAUCCUGUGAGGAAACCGUGGAAGAACCAGGGGAGAAAUGCCGAUCUUUCAUUGAACUCACACCACCAGCCCAGAGAGGUGAGAAAGGACUACUGGAAUUUGCCACGUUGCAAGGCUCAUAUCACUCCGCUCUCCGAUUUGGAGGGGAGUGGUUGAUGGAGAAGGCUUCCCUCCUCCACCUCCCCUUGAGGCCUGUGGCAAAGGUCCUCUGGUUAUCGCUGGGUGCCCAAAUUGCCUACAUCGGACUUCAAUUCAUCAGCUUCCUCCUGCUACUGACAGAUCUGCUGCUCACCAGUAACCCUGGCUGUGGGCUCAAGCUGAGCGCCUAUGCGGCCAUCUUCUUGGUCCUGUCAGGCCUUCUGGGGAUGGUGGCCCAUAUGAUGUAUUCACAAGUCUUCCAGGCAACUGCCAACUUAGGUCCAGAGGACUGGAGACCACAUUCUUGGAAUUAUGGUUGGGCUUUCUACACGGCCUGGGUUUCCUUCACCUGCUGCAUGGCAUCGGCUGUCACCACCUUCAACACAUACACCAGGAUGGUGCUGGAGUUCCAGUGCAGGCACAGGAAGAGCUUCGACCCCAACCCCAGCUGCCUCGCACAGCACCACCGCUGUUUCCUUCCCCAGACACCAUGCGCAGCCCACUCAGGGGACCCUUUGACCAGCUGCCAGCAGUACCCCGACCAUCCCAUCCGCUCCGUCUCCGAAGGUAUCGACCUCUACUCAGCGCUACAAGACAAGGAAUUUCAACAAGGGACCAGCCAGGAGCUAGAAGAAGUGGCUGGGUCAUCCACAGAAGAGCAGUGUUAGAAGACAAGUGGGUUUGGGGAGCAGGCUAACCCUACCAUCUGUGUUUGCUUAUUAACGUCCGCUUAAGCAAAAGUGUCUCUUGAGCCUUGUGUUUAGAACAAGAGAACCUUAAGUCAUCUCCAGGACAUUGCUCUGCCCCGUUUCCCUUGACACUGCUUUGCUCUACCCCUGUCCCAUCUCAUGUAUCCAGAAUCCCCGUCUCUUCACUGACUGCUCAAGGCUGGUUCUAGACCAUACGAUGCAGAUAAAAAGGCAAGUUAAACACAGUUCUACCUUUAAGGGUCCGAUGAAGCUAGUCAGCUGUCCAGAAGCUGAAGAAACAGGUGAGCAAACUGAUGGUGGCUUACCUAUGGUGCACUGGGAAUUUUCUGGAUCAUACACAGGAAGACGGAAACACUGCUGAAGACACCUUGCACACUUGCAUACUAGUGUCUUGAGUUCUCAUAAUAGCUAGCAAAGUGCGAUUACACGGGCUGGCUAGGGAGCCGGCUUCUCUUCCAGAGGUCCUGCACUUGACUUCCGGUUCCUAACAUGCAUGGUGGCUAACAACUGUAAAUCCAGCUGCAGGGAAUCUGCCCUCUCCCAGCCUCCACAGACACUGCACACACAUGGGACACACAGACAUACAGGCAAAUAACUCAUAUGCAUAAAAUAAGUUUCAAAACAAUAAGAAUUAUCAAUAAGAAUUGACGAAGCAUAGG
Messenger RNA from Peromyscus californicus insignis, 2607 nucleotides. It is a transcript of the gene Gsg1, whose product is annotated as germ cell associated 1. Gene Ontology annotation, cellular component: plasma membrane. The record is from RefSeq and is a predicted model, not a curated record. The transcript has 6 exons. Bases 620 to 1906 code for a protein of 428 amino acids. NCBI's taxonomy places the organism in Eukaryota, Metazoa, Chordata, Mammalia, Rodentia, Cricetidae.